Ectocarpus siliculosus is the source of this 1722-nucleotide messenger RNA. The record is from the annotation of a GenBank genome assembly. Lineage: Eukaryota; Phaeophyceae; Ectocarpales; Ectocarpaceae.
AUGGAGCUGUGCGUGCGGUCGAUCUGCCGACGGAUGGGCAACUUCCGGAAGUUCCCAUCCUACCUUCCGAGAGAGGUGGUUGAUGCGCUGCUCGGCUCUCUCACGCAGCACCGGGCCCUGAGCAGCUACGCCCUCCGGGCGUUCCGAGACUGCGAGGUGACGUCGUUGGCUCUGGGGGAGUGCCGCGGCGUCCGCAACGGCUGGGUCAGGGAGCUGCUGCAGGCCACGCCGUGCGGUCGGUGCAUCGUGACGCUGGACCUGUCGAGCUGCACCGGGCUCACGGACACGGGUCUUUCCGACCUUCCCGCCCUCAAGAGCCUUGAGUCCGCAAGCCUCCGGCGAUGUAGCGGCCUAGGCACAGAGGCUACCCUCUGCCUCUCCAACUCCCCGGGGCUGGAGACGCUGAGCCUGGCGCACUGCCCGCUCCUUGACGACGCGGCCGUCGGAAACCUGGCGGGGCUGUCGAGGCUCCGGUCGCUUGAGCUGGAAGGGUGUGAGAACAUCUCCGAUGAAGGUCUGCGGCUGGCGUGCCGGCUGCCGUCCCUGACGUGCCUCAACGCCUCGCGGUGCCACGGGCUCACGGUCGACGGGCUGGCCGGCCUGGAGCAGGCGGCGGGCGGGCUGAAGCGGCUCAACCUCGGCUGGUGCGCGGGUCUCGUCCGGGGUUCCGCGGCCGCGGGGGGGCGGGGGGGGGAGGAGAGCGACGACGAAGACGAUGAGGAUGAUGAGGAUGGCGGCGGCGACUCCGAUGAUGAGGGGUUGGGUGGAGGGAGGAGGAGGAGGAGGAGAGGGCGGUGGGUGCUGCCCGUGCUGCCGAAGCUGGAGCGGGUUUGCCUCGCCAGGAGCGGCAUCGGGAACGAAGGGCUAUCCCGCCUCUCCGCAGGCUCUCCGCUGCUGAGAGACCUCGACCUGUGCGGUUGCGUCAGGCUCACGGAGAGUGGCGCGCACACGCUGUCGGCCCUCCAAGACCUAGAGACCCUCGACCUCAGCAACUGCAGAGUCUAUUCCUGUGUGGAGGAGUUGGCGCAGAAGCUCCCGGGGCUGACGGCCCUCAACCUGGAUCGGUGUAACGUUGGGGACACCGGGGUGCGAGCGCUGUCGUCCCUCACCAAGCUGGAGAGGCUGAACCUCGCAGACACUUCCAUCACGGACGCGGGGAUGACCCACCUCGCUCCCCUCACCCGCCUGAGGGACCUGAACCUCUUCUUCUGCCACAUCACGGACGCCGGACUCGGGCCCUUGGCUGCUCUGUCCAACCUCGUGCGGCUUAACCUCGACACGAGGGAUGUCGGCGACGCGGGUAUGGUCCAGCUGACGCGGCUGCGGCUCCUCGAGUCCUUGGACGUGUUCUCGGCCUCCAUCACGGACUUUGGGGUAGCUCACGGCCUCUGCCGGCUGCCUUGCCUGACGACUCUUGAGGUGUGCAGCGGUAGGCUUACCGACCGAGGGCUGUACCACCUGAGCAGGGUCAAGUCCCUGACCCGCCUGAACGUGUCCCAGAACUUCGGGAUCACCGCCGCCGGUGUGAGGCACGUCGGAACCCUCACCCGCCUCCGGUCGCUGAACCUCUCCUCGUGCAACAUCACGCCGUCGUCUCUGAACUCCCUCACAGGUCUCGUGAAUCUGGAGUCUCUGUCGGUGUUCGGGUGCCGGCUGGAAAUGACGGAUCUGGAACUCCUGAGGGAAAAGCUACCAAACCUCCGGGUCGUGCGGGCUGCAUGA